GUUACCAAAGAAGGACUGGAACUCCCAGAAGAUGAAGAGGAGAAAAAGAAACAGGAAGAGAAAAAGACAAAAUUUGAAAACCUCUGCAAAAUUAUGAAAGAUAUUUUGGAGAAAAAGGUUGAAAAGGUGGUUGUAUCAAAUUGACUGGUGAUAUCCCCAUGCUGUAUUGUCACGAGCACAUAUGGGUGGACAGCAAACAUGGAGGGAAUCAUGAAAGCUCAAGCCCUCAGAGACAACUCAACAAUGGGUUACAUGGCAGCAAAGAAGCACCUGGAGAUAAACCCUGACCACUCCAUUAUUGAAACCCUACGGCAAAAGGCAGAGGCUGACAAGAAUCACAAGUCUGUGAAGGAUCUGGUCAUCUUGUUGUAUGAAACUGCACUCCUGUCUUCUGGCUUUAGUCUGGAAGAUCCCCAGACACAUGCUAACAGGAUCUACAGAAUGAUCAAGCUUGGUCUAGGUAUUGAUGAAGAUGAUCCUACUGUGGAUGAUACCACUGCUGCUGUAACUGAAGAGAUGCCACCCCUGGAAGAAGAUGACGACACAUUGCGCAUGGAAGAAGUAGACUAAACUUCACCAGAACUUUGUUUGACGCUUACCUUCAUUCCUUCUCUGAUAAUAUAUAUUCCAGGAUUUUUGUUUAUUUUUGUUAACAUUUAAAACAUCUGUGUGGCAUGUAAACUAAGGGGAAGAUAAAAUUUCUUUCUACUUGUGAUACUAUGAUACUAUAGGUUUAAUUCAGCAGGUUGGUAGAACGUUUGUUGUUAAGACGUAAUGUAACCUAAUAACUUUGUGGUCUGAAGUGUUUAGCUGUUCAGAAGCUGGAUUCCUUAGUAGACCAAAUAAUUUGUCACUUGGGAGUAUUCUGAGAUUUAGCUUCAUGUUUAAAAGGAAAAAAUUAAGAUGGCUUAAGUUUCAUCUUAAAAUUUUUCAUCCCCUGUAGUCAUUCUGCAUGUUGUAGUCUUAGAAGAAUACAAGCUAAAACAGAAGAAUUCCCCAUGUGGCUUGUUUUCCAAAGUACUGAGAACAAAACCCUAUGCUUCCCUAGGUCUUGUAACCCUUCAAGUCUGAAUGGAAAUAUAGUGCUUGGUCAUAUUCUA
Messenger RNA from Peromyscus maniculatus bairdii (prairie deer mouse), 1100 nucleotides. NCBI's taxonomy places the organism in Eukaryota, Metazoa, Chordata, Mammalia, Rodentia, Cricetidae. The record is from RefSeq and is a predicted model, not a curated record.